This is a messenger RNA of Ylistrum balloti, 582 nucleotides long. Its product is annotated as complement C1q-like protein 4. Gene Ontology annotation, molecular function: protein binding. NCBI's taxonomy places the organism in Eukaryota, Metazoa, Mollusca, Bivalvia, Pectinida, Pectinidae. The record is from RefSeq and is a predicted model, not a curated record. The coding region runs from base 1 to 582 and encodes 193 amino acids. The transcript has 2 exons.
AUGAAUCUGUACUUGGUUUUAUGUCUAGGCAUGAUGGGCCUUAGGCUGUCGUCUGCGGAUCUCGAUUUAUCAGAUCUGAAGCGGGAACUCGACGAGCAGAAAGAGCGACUAGCAGUGUUGGAGAAGGAAUUGGGACCUAAUACAAGCCCAGCAAAAAAUCCUGCAGUCCUGCCGGAAUUACUUACGAAGCGUGCUCAAUACGGUUAUGACACUGUGGUUUUUAGUGCAUCACUAAAUGUACCUUUCGACAGUAGCAGACAUAACAGUCCCAUCCCUUUCGAUACAGUGACAAUAAACGAGGGUAACGGUUACUCGUCAGCAACUGGUGUAUUCACGACCCCCCGCGACGGCGUUUAUAUGUUCUACACAUCUGUGGCAGUUAAUGGGGACGACGCCGUGCACGCACAGUUGCAGAAGAAUGGAGUAUCCCAAUGUGCCUGCACUUCUACGCACUAUGGGUCAGGGUCCUGUAUGGUUAUAAUCCCACUUACUGUCGGCGACAAGGUUUUUGUCAAGGAAGUGUUUGGCACCCACCUUAGAGCAGAACAUUUGACUACAUUCAAUGGAAUGUUUGUUAUAUAA